This is a messenger RNA of Cavenderia fasciculata, 1683 nucleotides long. RefSeq lists its product as uncharacterized. The record is from RefSeq and is a predicted model, not a curated record. The transcript has 3 exons. Gene Ontology annotation, cellular component: cytoplasm. Gene Ontology annotation, molecular function: nucleotidyltransferase activity; tRNA binding; double-stranded RNA binding. Gene Ontology annotation, biological process: regulation of translational fidelity. NCBI's taxonomy places the organism in Eukaryota, Evosea, Eumycetozoa, Acytosteliales, Cavenderiaceae. The coding region runs from base 1 to 1683 and encodes 560 amino acids.
AUGAUAUCAUUAGGUCGCGUUGUUCACAUCAUCAAUAAUAAUAAUACUAUCGCAACAAAGAAGAUUAGCCAAAACUUAACUGUACUGUUAAAUAGACAACAACAGCAACAACAACAACACAUUUACAACUAUAAUAGUAAUAAUAAUAAUAGUCAGAGUUAUCGAUAUAUAACUCGUUCUUCAUUCACAGUACCUACAACUACUACAAAUACUGCUAGCAGUUACACAACAUCAACAAGAAGAUUCCUCUUUACCGAUAAUACAAACAAGAAAAAGAAGAUGGAACCUGAAACAUCGAUAACGUCAUUCGAAUCGAGAGCAAAGAUUGAUACUUUGACCGACGAUAAUAUGAGAGAUGCUGCAGACAAGAUUCGUCGUGGUGGAUUAGUUGCAUUCCCAACCGAGACAGUCUAUGGAUUAGGCGCCAAUGCGUUGGAUGAGAAGGCUGUGCUGUCGAUUUUCGAGGCCAAGGGCAGACCUUUGACCGACCCGGUUAUUGUGCACGUUAUCUGCAAGGAUGAGGCUGCCAAGCUACUCGAAUUGACCGACGCACAAAAGAGACUCUUUACAACACUCACCGAUGCAUUUUGGCCUGGUCCGCUGACUAUUGUCGGACGUGCCUCAGCACUCAUCCCACCUAUCGUCACUGCACAGACUGGAUAUGUUGGUGUACGUUAUCCAAAGCAUCCAGUUGCACAACGUCUCAUUAAAGAGUCGCAGUGUCCCAUUGCAGCACCGUCGGCCAAUCGUUUCGGACAUGUCAGUCCCACCCUCCCCAUACACGUGUUUGACGAUCUCGGACACUCACCCAUUACAAUUCUCGAGCCUGGACAAGACGCACCAUGUGCCUUUGGUAUCGAAUCAACCGUCCUCAAAAUUGUCGAUGAUCAUACCCUAUGCAUCUUGAGAAAGGGUGGUGUCUGCGAAAAAGACAUUAAACAACUCUUCCAACACCAAACCAUCUCCAUUACAGCAGUCAACAAACAAGUUUCAAACAAAACAACUGAAGGUCAAGAAGCACCAGGUCAACUCCUAACUCACUAUGCUCCAGAUAUUCAAGCUUAUAUUUUACUAGAUAUCAUCAUAAACACAGAAAAUGGAAAUGGAACAACCAACAACAACAAUCAAGAAGAAAAUAAUAGUUUUAAUUUAUCAGAAUGUGUAUUUAUCGAUUUUGGUGAUUAUUUAAAUAAGAGUCGAAGUAGUAGUCAAAGUCAUAGUAGCAGUAGUAGUAGUCAAAGUAAUAAUAGUAACAAUAAUAAUAAUAAUAUAGAGAAUGAAUUUUUGGCAUUCAAAGAUUUAUCAAAGACAGGAAAUGUAUUAGAGGCAGCCAAUGUCUUAUUUUCAACACUCAGAUGGAGUGAAUCACAACAACAAGCCAAAAUCAUCCUUCUUCCAGAUUUGAGGAGAGAUGAUGUUAAAUCACUCGAUUAUAGUGACGCUGUUUUCGAUAGAAUAUUUAGAGCUGCUAGCGGAAAGGUAGCAAAAAUCGAUUUAUCAAAGAAAAGAUUCCAUAGUGACUUUUUAGAUUUAUCUGCUUAUGCUGGACAAGAUAUUAAUACUAGUUGUAAUAAAAAAAAUGAAUCAACUAAUAAUAAUAAUAAUAAUAAUAAUAAUAAUAAUAAUAAUAAUAAUAAUAAUAAUUAUAAUAAUAAUAAUAAUAAUAAUAAUAAAUUAAAUUAA